UCAGGGGUGGCACUUCAUAAUUUUCUGCUCAGGACUGCUUUGGGAUUUUACAAACUGUCCUCCAAGGAACUAGUGGCACUCUUUUCAUCUGCCUUAGCCUUUUUGCCUGCUUGGCAGACCUCUAUUCAGCACUUAGGUGAAAAGUUCAGAGGGCCCCUGUGUAGCCCUGCCUGCAGAUCCAGGAUAAUCUUCACCUUGACCUAUCCUGCUUGACAUCCACCUGCAACCAUGACAACCAAAUCCACCAGCAGUGUUUUGGGUGGCAAAGCCUCGUCCUCUCCUCUCUUGUCCUCUCCACCUCACCAGCGCCUGGUCACUAAAGAUGGACACUGUGCCCUAAGUUCCCCUAUGUGUCCCUCUGGCUCAUGGUGCAGGACAUCAGGCAAAGCCUGGCUGCUGGCUCUGCAGGACUUGUGGGGACUGUUGGUGGGUCUACGGUGGAGAUGGGUCCUGCUGGCCUUCUGCACCUCCUUUCUCACCCACUGGCUGCUGUUUGCCUGUCUGUGGUACCUACUGGCCCACCUCAACGGAGACCUGGCUGUAAAGGAUCACGAUGCCCCCCCCCAGGGGCAUGUAGUUUGUGUAAAACACAUUACUAGCUUCACUGCUGCCUUUUCCUUCUCCCUGGAGACACAACUGACCAUUGGCUAUGGCACCAUGUUCCCCAGUGGGGAUUGUCCCAGUGCCAUUGCAUUGCUGGCUGUUCAGAUGCUGUUGGGGCUCAUGUUGGAAGCAUUCAUCACAGGUGCAUUUGUAGCCAAGAUUGCACGCCCCCAGAAGCGAGCAGGAGCCAUCCAAUUCAGCCCCCAGGCAGUGGUGGGCCAACACCAGGGCCAAAUGUGCCUCAUGCUACGAGCCACCAACCUACUGCAGCAACCUCUGGUGGAUGUAAAGGUGAGUGCUGUGCUCUACGAGGAGCAUGAAGGUCAGGCCCUCCACCAGACUUCUCUGGACUUCCUCUUGGAUCAUCUGGGGCAGCAGCCCUGUCCCUUCUUUAUCUUCCCACUAACCUUUUACCACCCCCUGGAUCGCCAGAGCCCCCUUUACCCCACACUGUGUGAGGGCACAUCAAACAACUUUGAGUUGGUGGUCUUUCUGUCAGCUUUGCAAGAGGGAACUGGCGACUCCUGUCAGAAGAGGACCUCCUACUUGCGCCAAGAAAUCCAGUUUGACCGUUGCUUUGUCCCAGCGUUGGGGAUGGAUGCUCGGGGGAGGUACAUGGUGAGCACCCAACACUUUGAUACGGCCCACUCAAAGGAGCCUUUUAACAAGGAUUGUGUUGUGCAGAUCAAUGGAGAUGGCAGCGACAGGACGGAGUAAAGAUGCUGAUGGACAGUGCUCAUAGGGACAGAUCAAAACAUUCGUGGAGAAGUGUCUCAAACUACUUGAUUUAAAUUGAUAGAUCUGAAUUUAUGUUUAAACAUUAUAAAUUAAAAUGUGUAACAGACAUUGGUGCUACAGUGGACUCCCUCACCUGGAGGCCCUAAUUCAACACCAAGUGUAAUAAUGACCCCAUUAUAUUAUUUUUGUCAUUUGGUUCUGUCUGUUAGAAUAACAACAUUCUUACCAUGUGAAAUGCUAAUAACUCAAGACAUGGUUACACCACUUAAAAGUCAUCUAGAGGGGCAAGUAACAGGAAUGGUCAGACCAUCAGACAGGUUGAGGAAAAACUUAUUCUAACAGUUUACAGACCCACAUCCUGUUUCAACUUUGACCUGCUGCUACUGUAGCUGCUUGUUAGAAUAUGACUGCAUUUUGAGCUAUUCUUCAUAUAGUCUUAUUAUAAUUGAUGAAACCAAUGGCCAGAACACAAAAACAAAAUCCAAGGUAUAAUAAAACACUUCUGUUUAAAUGUUAUCAAAAUGAUAUUGUCUUUUAUUAUUCCUAUUUUUGCAUAAGGCAAAAUUGUGAGGUCAAGCUAUAUUUGAAAAUAUUUGAUUUGGUUGGGAUGGCACAAUCAAUUUCAAAUUCAGCAGCUGUAAUCAACAUUUAAUCAUAAAUAAUCAAUCAAAUUGUUAUAUCUAGCAUGGAAUUAGAAAUUCAUAGAAAUGGACACACAGAGGGUCACAAAUUAUUAUUAUUGUGGGUUUUUUUUAACCACUUAUUGUUGUAUCUAAUUUGGUUCUUGAUUCAGGCUUCAUGAUCUCCAUCAACCUUCAUCACAGCUACUGAUUUUUUAAACAAGCCCUAAAAACCCAGUAUCCACUACUUAGUAGCACAAAGCAAACACAUCUGGUUAGACUGUUUUUGGUAAACCUAGUGAAGCAUUUGAGAGACAAGUAUUUCCCUCAGAAGGUGGUGGAGACCAAAACAAAGAUAAAAGAUAGGGCGGUAUAAAUCAGGUAAACACAAUUUGUUUAUAAGAUGAUAGUAUGUGACAGGGGAAUCUACCAGCUUCUUCUCUUGUCAAAAAUGUUGCUUUAAGAAAAAUAUUAAUUUAAUUUGAAUGCCUGUGUGCAUUUGAACAUUUCUGACCUUGUUGACAAUCAUCUAUAUUGUGAUCAAAUAAAUAUGUGGGGGGUAUUAGAAUAACACUGAGAUUUCCUGAUUAGAGAUGUUCUGAUACCAAUACCAGCAUCCGAAUGCCUGUACCAACCCUAUACCAGUAGUUGUGCUCUACUGCCACUGGCAAGUAAUGUUUUUAGAGUGGUAUAGAAGAAGUGGUUUCCAGUAGUGUAGUGUUUGCCAGAGCUAACUAAAAUGUCAGGAAUUUGACAAUAUUUCAUGCUGGAAAGUCCCACAAGUAAAACAGCAACCUAUUUGAAGGAAGUAAUUAUUGUGUAUUCCUUGAUUUAUUUAUGUGUGUUCUUUUUCAGUUAUGACUGUCAAACGAGAUAAUAAAAAAAGUUCUAUGGCA
Messenger RNA from Hippoglossus stenolepis (Pacific halibut), 2857 nucleotides. RefSeq names its product potassium inwardly rectifying channel subfamily J member 13 (gene kcnj13). Gene Ontology annotation, molecular function: inward rectifier potassium channel activity. NCBI's taxonomy places the organism in Eukaryota, Metazoa, Chordata, Actinopteri, Pleuronectiformes, Pleuronectidae. Bases 229 to 1320 code for a protein of 363 amino acids. Gene Ontology annotation, biological process: potassium ion import across plasma membrane; regulation of monoatomic ion transmembrane transport. Gene Ontology annotation, cellular component: plasma membrane. The record is from RefSeq and is a predicted model, not a curated record. The transcript is spliced from 3 exons.